This is a messenger RNA of Hippopotamus amphibius kiboko, 490 nucleotides long. Its product is annotated as histone H3.1-like. Gene Ontology annotation, molecular function: protein heterodimerization activity; DNA binding; structural constituent of chromatin. The record is from RefSeq and is a predicted model, not a curated record. The transcript has a single exon. Lineage: Eukaryota; Metazoa; Chordata; Mammalia; Artiodactyla; Hippopotamidae. The coding region runs from base 80 to 490 and encodes 136 amino acids. Gene Ontology annotation, cellular component: nucleosome.
AAAGAGACAACCUGGGUGAAAAAGUAAUGCCGGGAGAUAUGUGCGCUAGUAUUUGGUACAGGUGUUUAGGUUUCUCGUUAUGGCUCGUACUAAGCAAACUGCUCGUAAGUCCACCGGCGGCAAGGCGCCGCGCAAGCAGCUGGCUACUAAGGCAGCCCGUAAGAGUGCACCGGCCACCGGCGGCGUGAAAAAACCCCACCGUUAUCGGCCGGGCACGGUGGCCCUGCGCGAGAUCCGCCGCUACCAGAAGUCCACAGAGCUUCUUAUCCGUAAAUUGCCUUUUCAGCGCCUUGUGCGUGCGAUUGCCCAGGACUUCAAGACCGACCUGCGCUUUCAGAGCUCGGCGGUGAUGGCGCUGCAGGAGGCAUGUGAAGCCUAUCUGGUGGGUCUCUUUGAGGACACCAAUCUGUGCGCCAUCCACGCCAAACGCGUUACCAGUAUGCCGAAAGACAUCCAGCUGGCCCGCCGGAUCCGCGGGGAGCGGGCAUAA